Penaeus monodon (black tiger shrimp) is the source of this 441-nucleotide messenger RNA. Its product is annotated as piggyBac transposable element-derived protein 1-like. NCBI's taxonomy places the organism in Eukaryota, Metazoa, Arthropoda, Malacostraca, Decapoda, Penaeidae. The record is from RefSeq and is a predicted model, not a curated record. Bases 1 to 441 code for a protein of 146 amino acids. The transcript has 2 exons.
AUGAGCAGUGAUGAUAUGGGAAUGGUGUAUGAUUUCAUGCCAUAUGUUGGUAAAAUAGAGCCUGUAAAUAAUCCAAAUGUUCCAGAUCUGAAACCAAGUGCUAACUCGGUGCUCCAUCUUGCUGAGUCCAUACCCCCCUUCAAGAAUCACAAAUUAUAUUUUGAUAAUUGGUUUACCUCCCUCCCUCUCAUAGAUCACUUAGCUUCACGGGGUAUAUGGUGUAGUGGGACUGUUCAACAAAACAGAUUACAAAGCCUGACGUUUAAAUCAGAUAAGCAACUUCAAGCUUAUGGGCGUGGGUCUCAUGAUGAAUGGGAAACAGUUUAUGAGGAUGGUAACAAAAUAACAGCUCUGAAAUGGUUUGACAACAAAGCAGUGCAUCUUGUAUCUACAUUGCCACUUCAUUCCAUUCGACAAGUGCACAAGAUUGACAGAAAAUAA